AUGAGUAAUCUUUCAGAUGGGAGACAAUCAGUACUUCAUAUAGUUUGUGUGGGAUUUCAUCAUGCAAGAGGACCAGAAAUAGAAUAUUGUUAUCCGGAAUUACAAGAAAUCCCGUCAACAUGGUCUCUUCUUCCAUUUAUGGCACUUCCUGAUGGAGUACAUUUGAAUGAAGAAGAUUUUUCAUAUUUUUGCAUUAAAAAUGAUCAAAAAAAUACAUCAACUAAUAAUAAUAAUCUAUCGACUAUUUAUGGGAUAUCAUGCACAAGACAGUUACUUUCUUCUGAACUUAUUAAUAAACCAGUCGAUGUAACCCGUUCAACUAUACAAAAAUCUAUUGUUGUACUUGUAUCAAAGCCUGUUUUUGGGCGUAUUAAGGAAAAAUUAAGAGCAGUGACGCAGGCGUACUUUUAUCAACAUAAUUUUGAAGACAGAAAUAUUCUUAUACAUUUAUAUAAUAGUCUUGCACAAAUAUUCCAUGAUGAAAUUAAUGGUUAUGAUAUUUAUCUUGGUAUACCUCUUCGUGAACUUUUAUAUCAAUUUCGUUGGAAAACUCUUGUAAUAUUGAAGGCUAUGCUUCUAGAGAAAAGAAUACUUUUUUACGGUACACGUUCAGAAACGCUAUGCAUGAUACAAUACUCUCUCUUAUCACUUAUUCCUGAGUUAUUAGAAAAUCUCCAAGAUGCAAGUGAUCCAUCAUUAAAUACUAUUGAAAAUCAAUUAACAAAACCUACAUCUUUAUCUACGAGUAAUCAUAAGUCGUUACUUUCAUAUAUGGGUAUGCCAUUUCAUAUUUUUUCUAAGGGUUCUUUUUUUGGUCCUUAUACACCUCUUCAACAAAUAAAAAUGCUUGAAAAUAAAACUACAAAAUCAUAUAUUAUUGGGAGUACAAAUACUCUUUUUUUGCAAAUGAAGAGAAAAUAUGCUGAUCUCGUUGUUAAUAUUGAUACAGGAGAAGUAGAUAUCGUUCAACCAUUAUUGAAGAAUGCAUUAUCAUUAAGUUUUUCGGAUAGAAAAUGGAUUAAUGAUAUUAUUAUGUCCGUAAUAGAUUCAUGGGACGAAUCAGAUACGAGUAGACCCAAAACAAUGGGCUUUUUGAGUAGUGAAGAACACUUACGAGCACAAUUUGAAGAAUACUUUUUGGCACUUGCUGCAACUGUAAAAUACGAUAAUUAUUUAGCUAAAAUUAAAAAUUCUCAAAAACUUAAUAUUACACAAUUAGAUACACAUGAAAAUAUAAUUCGAGAAUUUGGUCAAUGUUGGAUCGAACAAUGGAAAUUUACUGAAAAUUAUCGGUUAUGGAAUAAAUACACAGACGAUGAACUAUUCGAUAUAGUUGAUCCUAGGCAUCCUGUUGUUAAUCGUAAAAUUUCAUUAGAGGAUGUACAACAUAAAAUUUCAAAGUACUUAUCAAUAUUUAUAUUAAAUAAUAACUCUGAUAAUUUCUAAAAGCCAAAUACAAAAAUUAAAAUUAAA
Molecule: messenger RNA, 1473 nt
Organism: Pneumocystis carinii B80
Lineage: Eukaryota; Fungi; Ascomycota; Pneumocystomycetes; Pneumocystales; Pneumocystaceae
Exons: 4
Coding region: 1-1446 (481 amino acids)
Cellular component (GO): cytoplasm
Source: RefSeq, a predicted model, not a curated record